GGAAGAAUGGCGUCACUUGAGGAUGAGGGUGCAGCCCAGUUUUUUAAGACCUGGAGCAGCUGACCCUUACGUUCCGGCCAUUGGCCGUGUUGCAGACGAUCUGGUAGCUUAUUUUGAACAGCACCGAGAUAAGGACCAGGACUCUAGAGAUAUUGUAUUACUUUACGUAAUGGAAUGUAAGAGAGUGUUCAUUUGAAUGUAUUUAAUUUGUAAUUAAAAUAUCUCAAAACAAGUUCAAUAAAUCACUGCAUAAUCGCCUGUAAGUUUACAAAUUAUCGCGCUGGAAUGAGACAAUUCUUCCAAACUUUAAUUUUUAAAAAGGCAAAAUCAAAUUUUUAAUUAAAAUGUUUUAAACGCUUUAAAAAGAAAGAAAAAUGUAAUUGAAUUUCAAUAAAGAAAUUCUAAUGAAAAGUUUUUUUGUUUUUUUCGAUUCUUAAGUCGAAUUUUUUUAAAAAAAUAAAUAAAUUAGAAUUAAGAUGAACUCUGUCAGCGCUCUAUACCGAAUGGCAAAUUCUCCUAACUGCAAUUGAUCACAUUUUUUAUAUUUUAGGAGCUAUGUAACGGAAAUUCUAUUGCACAAACAUAUUUAUUUGGUAACACAACAGGUCUUUACCAAUUUUGUUUCAACCGUCGCCUCGGCGCCCUCACAACAGGAUCAGUCACCCACAACGAGACUGUGCGCAUGAUCAAACUAUUGAUCUCCACCCUUUGCAAACAACCACUGCUUCCUUUCUACAAGAUAUGGAGGACGAAGGCCUACAAAAAUAUUGAACUCAGCAUGGACCAUCUUCUAGAGUAAGAACCAUGUCAUACAUUCAGUUUCUGUAUAGACCUGUUAUAUUCACUAUAUAUAUAUUCACUACCGUAACGAGACUUUGUUUCAGUGAGGAGGGUCUUUGAUUCCGUCGACUCUACAAUUUUCGCACAUUGCUAAUAGAAGUUUAGAUAGUGACGAUUUAACACAUGCUAAACAUUGCGCGUGGAAUGUUCUCGUUAUAUGACAGAAACAACCAAUUUAUACUUUACAUUUUUUUGCCACUGUCUCAGAAUUUCCUCCAAAGAAGUGAACCGCACAAUCCAAGCG
Lymnaea stagnalis (great pond snail) is the source of this 1084-nucleotide messenger RNA. NCBI's taxonomy places the organism in Eukaryota, Metazoa, Mollusca, Gastropoda, Lymnaeidae. The record is from the annotation of a GenBank genome assembly.